AUGACUUAUACUGUCCUCUCGAAUGACCAGGUCAACUCCAUAUUGGAGGGCCUGAAUAUCGAGGAGCUUGAAGAAUUCCGACAUGUGCUUGCCUCAUCUCUUCACGAGUUCUCUACCGGAAUACCAGCUUUGGAGGAAGCCUUCCAGGAACCAGAGCGCACCUCGACACUGCAUCCAGAAACAAUGGCUGAAACCCUUUAUGUACCCUCAUGUGCUCCAUGCGGGAUGGGCUGCAAAGUGAUAUCUUCAAUUAGCCCGGAAGCUCCUCAAUACCCCGACAACACUGAGCAGCUUAGUCCAGUAGGCGUCGUCAACUUAUUUAGACCAGAUGGGACACCACUCGGCAUCAUCAAUGCAACUGCUUUGACAGCCUUUCGAACCGCUCUGGCUUCAACCUGUCUUUUGGCACGCCGUAAUCACGUCAAGACGCUGACCGUAUUCGGUAGUGGCUUACAAGCUUACUGGCAUAUUCGACUGGCUCUCAUGAUGCGCGGGAGCACAAUCAAGAAAAUACACGUUAUUAACCACAGAUGGAGUGAAACGGCAACUGGGCUACUAAAACGAUUCGCUAACAUCGAUCCUGAGAUCAAGCAACGAGAAGGCUGGUACGACACCAAGUUUGGACUUCUGAUCCCCGCAUUCCACGAGUAUAAGCGUUUGAUCAAAGAGCAGAUAAGAGAAGCGGAUGUGAUCUAUUGCUGUACUCCAUCGCAAGACGACCUAUUCGAUGGGUCCAUCUUAACGUCUCAUGAGGGCCGCAAAAAGGGAAGACUUAUCAUCGCCGUAGGAAGCCUUACACCAAGGCACCGAGAGUUGCCAGAAGAUCUUUUACAUCUGGCGGCCAAGAGAGAGGACAAGCCACAUCGACACUUCCACAAGCAUGCUGUUGAAGGGGGAGUGAUCGUCGUCGAUAAUAUCCGAGGCGUACUCAAAGAUGCAGGCGAAAUUAUAGCGGCCAAUAUUGGCCCCCACCAAAUGGUUGAACUGGGAGAGCUGGUGAUGCUUCACCGUCUAGCUAUAGAAGAAUCUGAUGAUUUUGGUAGCAGUGAAGUUUCUUUAGCUUCCGACAUGGACAAGAUGGAUAUCCAUAGCCGGAGCUCUAUGUCAUCCGUGUACGGCAACGAAACACCAACCAGCCCUACCGGCUCAGUCGACUCUGGAAGGCGGAGAUCCAGCUCUAUUUUCCACUCGAGAAAGAGUUCCAGCAGCUCUAUGGAUAAAGAAAAGAAAAAGUCAGAAGACCACCUUUGUCGAUGGUUACGAGACGGCACUGUGGUGUAUAAGAGUGUCGGACUCGGACUGAUGGAUCUGGUGGUCGGGACACAUUUAAUCGAGGUUGCACAAGAGAAGAACGUAGGAACUAGGAUAGAAGGCUUUUAA
Fusarium coffeatum is the source of this 1380-nucleotide messenger RNA. RefSeq lists its product as uncharacterized. Gene Ontology annotation, cellular component: cytoplasm. The record is from RefSeq and is a predicted model, not a curated record. The transcript is spliced from 3 exons. The coding region runs from base 1 to 1380 and encodes 459 amino acids. Lineage: Eukaryota; Fungi; Ascomycota; Sordariomycetes; Hypocreales; Nectriaceae.